Theobroma umbraticum is the source of this 947-nucleotide messenger RNA. NCBI's taxonomy places the organism in Eukaryota, Viridiplantae, Streptophyta, Magnoliopsida, Malvales, Malvaceae. The record is from RefSeq and is a predicted model, not a curated record.
AUGUUUGAGUGCCAAUGUGAACCACAAAGGUCAACCCCUCUUUCCCCUUUCAUCUUUCAUCUUUUUGUUUUUCCUUUGGCACGUCCUCUCUCUCUCUCUUUCUCUUUCUCAGGCCUUGGUUUUCUGUUGCAACUGCUGCUUUUAACUUCCUCAACUUCCCUUGGCCCACUCGGCCACACCAAGAUUCUACAUUAUGGGUUCCCUUUUCUAUUGAUGGAGGAUUACUCUAUAAAUUCAUCUUUACACAAAUCUGUUGCUUCCAAAGGAACAACAGGUGAGGAAGAGAGUGGCUGGACUGCUUACUUUGAAGAUUUCUCAAACAAUGAUCAGCAACAUAGUUACUGUUCUAGUUUUAGUCGUAGCUCUUCCUUGAUCUCCGAUGCUGCAACAACCGGCGCUGCAUGGAAAACAUCCCACAAUAACCAUCAUGUUUUUGCCUGCUCUUUGUCCUGUGCCGACAGCUCCCCGAAGAUUCUUCCCAAGAAAUUACGUUUUAAGAAAACACGAACCAAAGAAAUUUGUCAUGAGGAUGAUUCCUUGGAGGAUACUGCUAGUUCUCCUGUCAAUAGUCCCAAGGUUAGUAAUUUGAUGAAAUCGAAUGAUAUGAAUCUCAGAAAGAGAGAAGAUCAAAUCCAUAGUUCUCUGGGGAAGGAAACUACUUCAGAGAAUUAUUCAGAGAUACAGAAUGAAGAAGAAAGCAAAACGAAUUUUGAUCAUGGGAAGAACGAUUUUACAGAGUUAAAGAAAAGAGGGCUGUGUUUAGUUCCUUUGUCCACGUUAGUUAACUAUCUUGGUUGAUACUCAACAUUAUAUUAUUAAUCUCUCUCUCUUCUCUUCUUCCACCAACUCCCUCUCUCUCAUGUUCUUCCAAGUAGCUAGCAAGUACCUGUCAGAUCAUUGUAUAAAGAAAAAGUUUCUGUCAAUAUGUAUAUGUUUGAUUAUAGUGU